Molecule: messenger RNA, 1582 nt
Organism: Thunnus maccoyii (southern bluefin tuna)
Lineage: Eukaryota; Metazoa; Chordata; Actinopteri; Scombriformes; Scombridae
Gene: gemin8
Product: gem (nuclear organelle) associated protein 8
Exons: 4
Coding region: 172-777 (201 amino acids)
Biological process (GO): spliceosomal snRNP assembly
Cellular component (GO): SMN complex
Source: RefSeq, a predicted model, not a curated record
GACCGCUGGGCGGCGCCACACGGCCAGCAGUGACGUUGCUGUGCCUCAAAGGCUGCUGGGAAAUAUUCUCAGAAGAAGAGCCACCAACAAUUUGACAUCAGAGAUUUUGUCCGCUAGCUGCAGGCUUGUGGAUGCUAUAACGUUAGCAGGCAGCAGCAGGCAUCUCCAGUCAUGGAGGACAUAAGCACUGUAAUGUCCUGGUUCUCCAGCCCUGUGUACAGUCGAUACUGGCAGCACUACCAGCAGGCUAUGGCUUGGCACCAGAGACACAGGCGUGCCUACCGAAAGGCCCUGGAGGCUGCCUACAGCCCCAGCUACUGCCACCUUCAGUAUCCCAGCAGCCAGGAGCGCUAUGCCGACUGGCACGCCGCCGGAGAGAGAGACAGUGAAGACGGAGAGGAUGGAGACGAGGAGAGCAGCUCGGACAGUGAGAUCGAGUGCGACGUCAGCAACAUGGAGAUCAGCGAGGAGCUACGGCAGUACUUCGCCCAGACGGAGAAACACAGAGAGGAGCUGAAGAAGCAGCAGCAGAUGGAGGCUGAGCAGCAUGACAGCUAUGUGCCAGCUGACCAGGACCUGCACGGCGUCUCCUGGCGGAGCAGUGCGGCUCCUCCCUUGGAGCGGCCAGGCGAGAGACGUGGGGCCGAGAUGAAGAAACUGUACGGCAAGGAUGCGGCCAAGAUCCUGGCCAUGGAGGCGGCAAUGCAGCUCACUUUUGACAGAAACUGUGACCGCAAACAGCCCAAAUACUGGCCCGUUAUCCCGCUGAAACUGUAACGGCUGCACGGAAAGCUACAAACUGUUUGAUUCCCUGCUCUGAUCUCUCAGUUAGGCAGCAGCUUUGUCAUGUAAUGGAUCGUGGCUGUCAAAUCUGCUGAUGUCGAGCAAGUGGUUUGAGUUAGCUGAGGGUUAGGAGUUAUUUUAAGCACAAAAAAGUGGUUGGGAUUUUACAUAUAAUGCUGGAUCUUACUUGGGUUUACACUUUUACAAUAAGUUAAGCUUAAAAACACAAGCACUGCCCAAAAUUUCAAGAGACUGCAUUGUUUUAUGUGGUCCUUUAACCAUUGUUUCUUGAUGUUAGGCCAUGAAAUUGAAAAUACAAACACCAAAGAAUAAAAAUGAGUGCCAGCUGAGGGUCGGAGGAGCAGUAAAACUGCUGCCGCAGGUGAUGUAAAUAGAUUCAAACAACAUGUGCCUGGGUGUUUCCUCCUAAUCUGUUUUUGUUUACCCUCUAGCUUGGUGAUGUUUCAUGCUGCAGUAGCUCCUCUUAUGCCUGUCAACUUAGUUUAACCACAAAAACUACCCCCCCCCCCCCCCUCCUCUGUUCAGAUUCAGAAGCUUUCCUGCAUGGCUGCUUCUGCUAUUCCACUUUUACACAAAGACUGAUUUGUUGACGUUACUUCUAAACUGUGCCACUCCCGAUUCUGACAUUUCAUCAGGUUCAAAGCUGUUCAUGUGGUUUCUCAGGGGGGAAUAUUCUCUCUUGUGUUCACACCAACCUGCACUCUUUUUUUUUAGACUGAGCCAUGUGUAUUUUAAAAUAAAUUCUUUUUCUAAUAAAGUGUUUUAUGUCUGGAUAAAA